Molecule: messenger RNA, 1425 nt
Organism: Ascochyta rabiei
Lineage: Eukaryota; Fungi; Ascomycota; Dothideomycetes; Pleosporales; Didymellaceae
Exons: 1
Coding region: 1-1425 (474 amino acids)
Cellular component (GO): membrane
Molecular function (GO): glycosyltransferase activity
Source: RefSeq, a predicted model, not a curated record
AUGGCGGGCCGCACCUUCCUUUGUAGGCUAGUCCUCUACGCCAUCUUCUCCAUCACUGUUGUCAGCCUGUUCACCAAAUCUGGAGCGCCUUCCUUCUUCUACCGAUUCUCCAACUCGGCUGCACUCCAACAAGAAGAGAUUUUUUGUCCACAAGCCGAGCUCGCCGACGACGUUUUAGUCGUCCUCCGCACAGGCGCCACCGAGUCUCGCGAAAAGCUGCCCGUGCACUUCAGGACGGCCCUCCGAUGCGUGCCCCAUUUUGUCGUCUUCUCUGAUCUUGACGAGACGAUUGAGGGGCAUGAGGUCCACAAUGUUCUGGGAGGCGUCAGCGACCAAACACGGAAAGAGCAUGAGGAUUUCAAACUGUACCACCAGCUGCACACGCAUGGAAACCGAGGCCCGCAAAACCAGCACAUCUUCACCGCACAAUCAGGGUCCUUCAAGGGGGACUAUCUCCAGACAGAGAACAACGGGUGGAAGCUCGACAAGUGGAAGUUCCUACCCAUGAUUGACCAGGCGUAUGCGAAGAAGCCAGACGCCAAGUGGUAUGUGUUCAUCGAGGCAGACACGUACCUAGGCUGGAACAACCUCCUAGAGUAUCUUGGCGGUUUCGACGAGAGUAAGUCCUACUAUAUCGGGAAACAUCUUUACAUCAACGAUGUAGAAUUCGGCUAUGGCGGCGCAGGCUUCGUGCUGUCUAAUCCUGCCAUGCGCAAGGCUUCCGAGCAGCGGUCGGCCAACCUCCAGCACUACGAGGAGUUUACCCAGUCCCACUGGGUUGGCGACUGCGCACUGGGCAAGGUGCUUGAAGACAUAAAUGUUCCUUUACACCGCGGUUUCCCGCAUUUCCAGAGCGACUCGCCGGCAACCGUAGACCCGGCCGUCAUGAAGAUCGACCGCGAUCUGUGGUGCUACCCCACCAUCACCUACCACCACGUCUCGCCCACCGAGAUUGACGAACUGUGGCGCUUCGAACAGGACUGGUACAAGCAGCACGAAAUCGUCCUGCGCCACCGUGAUGUCUUCAUCUCAUACGUCCGCCCCAAGAUCGGCACAUCCGUGUCGUACUGGGACAACAUGUCUGUAGACGCAGAGUACAACGCGCACGACCACGCCUCGUCGCCGAACAAAGAAGAGCGGGAGGCGUGGAAGUCGUUUGCGCAUUGCCACGCACUGUGCGAGAGCCAAAGCAAGUGCAUACAAUUCUCCUUCGACUCGGGGAGCUGCUCCGUCUCAAACUCGUUCCGACUCGGCUACGCCAAGCCCAACGAGAAAGUCAAGAGCGGAUGGAUGACAGACAGAGUAGACAACCUGUUCAGAUCGCUCGACGACAGGUGUGGGGUACGAGACUGGUUCACGCCCGCAAACGAAGGCGUGAACGCGAAGACGAAGACGCAGUCGACGAUGCGGCGACAGCGGAGGUGA